Messenger RNA from Aspergillus pseudonomiae, 1164 nucleotides. Its product is annotated as RNA polymerase II mediator complex middle subunit MED9. Gene Ontology annotation, cellular component: mediator complex. Gene Ontology annotation, molecular function: transcription coregulator activity. The transcript has a single exon. Lineage: Eukaryota; Fungi; Ascomycota; Eurotiomycetes; Eurotiales; Aspergillaceae. Gene Ontology annotation, biological process: regulation of transcription by RNA polymerase II. The record is from RefSeq and is a predicted model, not a curated record. The coding region runs from base 178 to 840 and encodes 220 amino acids.
AGUGUCAGUCAACUGGCCUGCUGGUGCGACGUCACUUCUCUUUAGUCAAAAGUCACGGGCGGCGACCGGUUGUUCUCGUCCGUUCUGCGUUACCCGUUCCGACUCUUCCCUAAACAAUUACCCUGAUCAGAACUACCUUCACCUUCGUUCGUCGCAAAGCCCUUACUUGUCCCCGCAAUGGCUUCUCGAUCCCCGGCGGCGAUUACUCCACUGCCAAAAUUAUCGUCGGCUCCCCAGACGCCCAUCGUGAGGGAUACAACGGCUGUACCAUCAACAGUACCACAACCUGUCCCCUUCCCUCCUCCACAGACGUUCGAUAUCAUUCCGCCAUUGCACGGUCUGCUUCUCCGAUUACUCUCACCACAGGCGAAUACGGAAGGUGUAUCAAAUGACACACGAGCCGCCGAAGACUCUGGGGCAGCUACCGCUCCCACCGGCACCACGUCCACUGCAGCAGUCCAGUCCCAAUCUCAUCCACAACAACAGCAAUCGGCUGCUGGGAACCAAAAUAAUGACGGCAAUGGCGUAAUGCCCACUGUUUCCUCUGCGGCACCAGGUAGCGCCUCCGCUGCGGCCGAAAUAGCUGCGUUGAGUUCAAACGCGCCUCCACCGCUAGACAUCAAAGACCUUCCUACCGAGGCCAGCUCCAUCAAGAUUCGUAUACAGAAAGCACAAGCUGUGGUGGAGAGCCUGCCUGAUGUUCACCGUUCAGUUGUGGAGCAGGAGAAGGAGAUCAAAGAACUUGAGCACAGAAUAUCUAGACUCAAAUCGGUCAUCUCCGAUUUUGGGAGAAGAGCCGACCCUGCGAAAACAGAGACAACAGAGAUUGAAGCAGCUUGAAGGGGUUCCACCACGACAGGGUUGUCUGUUCCACGGCGGAUAUUCCCACCGUAAGGGUAACAGACUUGGCCACAGAGAUUGCCUUGUGAUUUGCAGUCAGCGAGAGAGGGUAUUGGAUGCAUCAUGGAAGCACAACUUGGAUAACAACUCGCAAAUCCCGACGAUGGCUUCCCAGCGCCAGUGUGGAUUGUAGACGAACACAUCGGUUUGCUAAGAUCUGGCUAAGCAAGGGAUAGUAAAGCGUGCUAGAUACCUUGGGGGCAUUCAAUGGAUGCCGGCUUCCAUGAACCCUAAUGGCGUUGCUACAUGGCAGACCUCGUUACA